Messenger RNA from Cylicocyclus nassatus, 657 nucleotides. The record is from the annotation of a GenBank genome assembly. NCBI's taxonomy places the organism in Eukaryota, Metazoa, Nematoda, Chromadorea, Rhabditida, Strongylidae.
AUGGACUCUUUUGAUAACUGCGAUUUCAGUAAGCUACUUCAUGCAUCUGUGCUAAAAGCAAUGCAAGCAAUGUUCUGGCGCCAAAAGUUAGAAUUACGUAACUACAUCUGCCGAGAUGGUAACUGUAAACUCGAAUUUGAACCAAUCAGAGACGAAUGGAUUGCUAUCAACGACAAUGGAUGCUACCAGGAGUACGAAGCGGAGCUUGAAGAAAUUGUCGAGUUCUGCCCACUUCAAUGCAGUGAAGCCAGCCAGGCUUCAAUAAUCGAACAAAUCCCACAUAGCGAUGGUUGUGUUGUGGGAAGUACCGUGAGCGUAGUCCAGCGACGAAAUGAUUGGUUCCUUUGGAGAGGUGAAGAUUGUCAGCCGGAAGCUACUGUCUUCAAAAUUGGAUGCACAUUCCCGAAGAAAUUCCCUAAAAAGGAAGAAAAACUACCAAUGGCUAAGUCGCCGAAAGCUCGGGAACGUAAAAUCGAGCAAGAGGGUGAAUUGAAACUGGUACCCGCAGCCAAUAUGCGAGUGGAAAAUGCCGUUGAAUUAGAGAAAGCCGAAACAACAACAAUAGCAAAACCACAAAAAGUAAAAAAUGAUGAUGAUAACCUACCAAAUGAGGUCGAUCUGUUAUUGAAAGCGAUGUUCCCAGGAUAUAGAAACUGA